Messenger RNA from Spirometra erinaceieuropaei, 21158 nucleotides. Lineage: Eukaryota; Metazoa; Platyhelminthes; Cestoda; Diphyllobothriidea; Diphyllobothriidae. The record is from the annotation of a GenBank genome assembly.
AUGCUAACAGAUCGUCAACGCGAGACCUGUACGUCUCGUCCGCUCGCAGUCGACGCAGUUUUCUGAUUUACAACGGCACCAAACUAUUAAACAGACGUCUUUGGUGUAGUAAACAGAAAACAAGUCCACAUAUAUGCAUAAUGACAGAUGGGCACUCACUGAUCAGUUUACUGAACGUGCUUGUUCCGUUGUGCCAUCGGGCUCAUACUAGAACCCUCUCAGUCAGUCGCACAGUGACUUGUAUUAGAAGUAAAUGACAGGAUACCGACAAAGACGGGGAGGAACAGGAAUAGCCAUGUCUGGCUUAUUGGACGUCAUCAGCCAGUCAUACCCAACCCUAAGUGUGGAUCACUUGGGAUUCGAACCCGGGAUAUUUGGUCAUGGAGGUUGACACUGCGCCAUUGAGCUACUGGUCCGCGUUCCGUCGGUUGCGAUCGGGAAUAUCAAUCAUGCCAGAUGGGCGCUCACUGAUUAAGUUACUCAGUCGGUUUUGUAAAAGUUGUGGCUUGGAACUCUGUCUACUUUGGGGAGGACUCGACUCUCUUCGGAGUUCUGGGAGUUAGGUUGCACUGCCUCCUUCUUCAUGUGACUUUUAUGGCACUCCAACUUGGUUGGAGUCCUAACUACUCCCUUCCUCGUUGCGUAAAUUCCUGGUUAUUUCACCGUGAUGGGCCAGGGGGUGUGGUGACUCGCUUUGACUGGGGUUUUUACCAUGCCGACCAACUGCACCCUCGCCUCCUCCGAUCUUCUUGACUCUGUCGUUUCGCCAGACCCAGUUGGGGGAGGAGAAAACAGAGUAGUAGUUUUUGAGUCAACUAUCACUAUAAACCAAUUCACGCGAAAUUCACUGCUUCCGCAUCUACGCACUUGUAGUACUCAUUGUAAAGAUUGUCCAAAUCGACUGCCGAACUGUCCUGUGUCUGAAAAAUGGGUAACAGCAUGUCGUGACCUAAGUCAUAAACGCUGUCGAAAUUUACUAGUGAUUGCUAAUCAUUGGCAAAUCGACCAUAAUGCAUGAACCCAAUGUCUACGUCACUUAAUAAUAAUACUUGAGGAAGUAAAGCAUAACAGAAACUUUAAAAGCAAUAUUUGGUUAUUCAGAAAUGAUAAUUCCUUGUAAUAGUGGAAGACCCCAAAAGCGUCAAAAGUAGUUGUGGUGGUGUGGACUUCAGUUUCAGAUAUACAGAAUGCCUGUGUUGCAUCCUGUUGGUCUAUGCUUGAAGUUCUUCGCGUCCUCUGCGCAAGUGCUUCCAUUAUUUGCUCCCUGUUGGCAUUGCUCUUUUCCGUUCGUAACCUUUCUUCAAGCAUGGUCGGUGUUCCUUGAAUUAACUAAGUUUUCAUUCUGACAUUGAGCUGGAAAUUCGAUUUCGUUCAAUAGUUAUGAAGGAAUUCUUUCGCUAACCUAUCCCUUGUUGAGGUUUGCAUGUUUUUUUAUUACCUAUCUUCUACAUACAGAAUCACAUGUACAUUGAAGUUUGUAUUUUUUCGACUUAUACGUGACGCUUUGACUAUUAGAGAGUUCAGCCGUACACUGCAAUAGUACAAUACAUUGAAAGGAAUUGGUUUUAUUAAAUGCAGACGCGUUCGAUGAAGAGUGAAUCGCAAAUGACGGAACAGGCUUUUUGACUAGAUGAACCGGAUGCCGGUUAGAUCGUAUUUGGUAGCCCUCCCUGUACUGAAAACGCCCAGCUACCUGUCUUACGGGACCGGUGGUAAUAGGUGCUAUACGGGUGGGGUGAAUGAGUGGUGGCGUAAAUGGCUCUUAUAGUGUUUGCCUGGAAUGGACGCUCCUGGUAAAGUUGUUGCCUAAUUUAAAUAAGGUGACAAAUGCAAGGAAGAUAUAGUAAUGAGCAGGGAUACUUAGUACGGUAUGCGGAAUAAAUUCAUCUUUGCCCCAGAUUGGAAAGAACAACAAGUGAAGGCGAACAGCCAAUAGGAAGUAGGCAGUUUGUUCUAAGGUCAUCUCGCAGUAUGUGCGAUAGUACUUUAACCGAUAGAAUGGAUAUGAGAACACGAGAGUCAAGCAGCGGCACGCAGGAUGCCAUAACGGAAGCGGGGUAAGACUUUAAUGCGAAAAAUAUGUUUGGGCGGAAGAGAAAAUCCGCAAAUAAUAGUGUAUUGCCAAUGUGGUCGCAUUUAUGAUUCAAGCUAUGGCAGUAGUUGUGUGCUAUACGUGAAUGGUGUACUAGACAAUGCAAAGAGGAAUUGGCAGGAAUUGGCGUAUGAACAAUUAACGUAUUAAUCCGGACUCAGGGAAACUGAAUCUCAGUGUAACUUUCUGAAACCGGACGACGAACCACUUAAUGACUCACAAAUAAUAUUUAAUGUUCAAAAUAUGAAGAACUCCAGGCACCAGAAGGGCAGCAGAUAAAUAAUGACUGCCCUUGCGACUGUGGUGCAGUUAAAAAUGCAAUUAAACACUUUUGAGUAAUUUCUGACAGCUUGAUCAACUUACUAAAUACGCAUGUUUGUGGGGACUACCGAACUGCCCACGUGCCACAACACCGUAUUGAUCGGGUGACUAUUUGAACUGCAAGCAUGCAUUCACCAAUGCAGCGGACCCUAAGGCAGUAUUCGUCUCAAGGGCUGAGCGGACAUGGCGAAGAGAACAUCCAACUGGAUUUAUCGUUUCUUACUAUUGUUUGCCUUCUGGCUGACGAGCGGGAUUCGGUUGGGCCCCGCGGACAAGGAGAGAAUUCUUCAACUUCAUUUCAAUGUCCGUAACAGAGUGAGACCAAAACCGCGUCGAAUGAAUAUCCUUCAGUAUUCGGAUCAAUUUUAAGGGUUUGCUGAGAAGUGGGCUAAUCGCUGUGAGUGGGAAUUUCCCGAUGCUCUCGAACAUCUCGAUGUCGCUGAACUGGGCAUGAAUAUUGCAGCCAUUGGCCGUGAGGAUCGUGAGCCCAAUUUGCAAGAAUUCUUUGAGGUCUGGCUUCGGGAGGCCAGGUUCUACGCCUUCAGGACAAACACCUGCGCGGCCUUCUGUCAACACUACACUCAGCUGAUAUGGGACGACACAGAGGAAGUUGGUUGUGCGUUGCACUUCUGCAAUGGAACGGCCGAUGCCCGUAAGGUAUUUGUGUGCUUGUAUCGGCCACCGGGCAACUUUGAGGGACAAUGGCCUUACGACCCAGCUGGAUCCAUGGAACUUGGGUCUGAUGAGGUAGAUGACGACGAAGAUGAAGGAAGUGAGGGUAGCCAGCAGGAUGAUGAUGACGAGGAUGAGGAUGGCUCGGCUGGAGGCCGGAAGGAUGCGGAUGACGACAACGACGACGACGACGAUGACGCUGAAAAUGAAGGGGGAGUACAGGAUGACGAAGAAGAGGAAGAAGAGCAAGGAGGUGGGAGGAGAAACUCGGGGGCGACUAAAGCCACUUUUCAAACUUAUCCUCUACUUUUUGGGAAUUUUAUUUUUCUGGCCCACUACUAGCACAGGCGACUGAUGUCAUCUUUGGCCAAUCUUGUUCAUGGAGUGUUUGAGUCGAAAGAUUUUUCGUCUUCUUAUUUUCCUUGCAUGCGCUCCUUUUUAAUAUAUAAAUACUAGCUGUACCCGGUCACGCGGUGCUGUGACUCAGUCUUAUGAGAUGGAAAAGAAGGAAAAGAGUAAGAGGCACGCUUCUAAUAUGUCCAAUUUCAAAAUGCUUGUGGGUAUACAAUAUUUUUUUGUCAUUGCACUACCUGUGCAGAUAUAGAAAUUAUCUGGUUUGCCGACUCUGGAGCAUGCAACAUGUAGUUGACCAUGUGAACAACAAUUCGGUUGCAGAUCCAAAGCGCACAAUUCUACAGAUUAGCCAUGAGUUUUGUUGACGCUGAUUGCAAACACCAAUCGAAUCAGGAAUUUCAGUCUCCUACAUGGAAAUGGCAUAUCAGUUGGAAUCGGUGGAAUGCGAGGAAUAAGGACAUGUUCACCUUUAAAAGAUAGUUGCUUCCACAACGUUUCUCAUCAAUUUUUUUACUGCAAGCCAUGAGAAUCGGCAAGACGAUUUUCAAUUGCAGUACGUGCGGCGGCAUCCCUGCAAACCAAGUACAUUCAAAAAUUCUGUUGGAUAAUUAACUGCCUCGUCUGCUUCCACAACAAUGCCGACGGACGUGGAUGUGACUGCCUAGCUUUGAACCCUACUCUGAAUAAUAUGGUCAAGUUGGUAGGCCCCUUUGUUAUUGACCGCAAGAAUUGCUCGUCCGCUAAGCCAAUCGGGAUUCGUAUAAUUGGUUUGAAUAUUGAGGUAUACUUUUUCAAUCAAUUCUUGACGCCAAUAAAUUGCCCAAGGUAAGAAAUAGUGAAAUGCGUCCUGAAGUCGCGUCAUCCAGCACCCUUCCGUUCCCAAUUCGUGUGAGAAUAUCUCAGCUGACCAGUCGGUUUGCAGGUAGACACGCAUAUUUGUAGUUAAUUUUACCGUCUGAACGUGGCGCCAUAAAGUACUGUAUUUCAGGCAGGUAUUAAUUUCGUCCGCUGGUUUUUACCUAGGAAUUACAGGCAAUGUUUGCCUGAUGUCUCCUGCAAGCAGUAGUAAUGCGUCUCCAAAUGGUCUGGUACAGUAAAUGUGCUAACUCAUGAAAUGUCAACCAAAAUUCCGAAAUGCGUUCUCGUUUCGAAAAGAUAAAUAAAGUAGUAUUGUAAAACUAAUCAAGAUGUAGCAUGAUACUAUAAUUAUCCAGUUACCUCAGGGUGUCGGCUUUCGAAAGAACUUAUUUUCGGCUGCAUGCAAGAUCUUUACUCGGCAAAAAAUGACUACUUAAGUAGUAUGCAAUUUUCUCAUUGAUUUUCGAUGCCCUUGGAAAUUCAAUUAUAUUUCAUGGAAAACAUGCAUAAAAAUAUUCAUUCUUUUACUUAUUCGGUAGAAAAUCACAUCUUCUUUCAACUUCAUACUCAAAAGAAGAGUAUAAUUCGGUUUUAAAAAACUUUUCUAUUUCCCGAAUAAUUUUGAACCCGACCUGCUGUUACACUUGCAUUCAGGGUUUCAAUACUACAAGCGGUUUAUUUUCCGUGUACGGAAAACCAUGCAUUUCUCUACGGUGUUAAGAGGAGACCAUAUGAGGUUCAUAAAAUUAAGCAGUGGAUUUGAGCAAUAUUGUUAUCUUUACAAGCCACAUUCGUAAAUGGAGAUGCAUGAUGUUUCAUGAACGGCCAUUUAAAGGUAUUAAAAAAUCUCACAAUUAGAAACUUUUUUAAAACCGAAUCAUACUCUUCUUUUGAGUAUGAAAUUAGAAGAAGACGUGAUUUUCUACCGAAUAAGAAAAAGAAUGAAUAUUUUUAUGCACGUUUUCCAUGAAAUAUAAUUGAAUUUUCAAGGGCGUCGAAAAUCAAUGAGAAUACUGCGUACUACCUAAGUAGCCAUUUUUUGCAGAGUAUAGAUCUUGAAUGCAGCCGAAAAUAAGUUCUUUCGAAAGCCGAGACCCUGAGGUAACUGGAUCAUUAUAGAUUUAUGCUACAUCUUGAUUACUUUUACAACACUACUUAAUUUAUCUUUAUCUUUAUUUUGGUUGACAUUUCAUGAGUUAGCACAUCUACUGUAUUUCCGCGCAAAUCUUGCAGUGAGCGAUCAAGGGUCUCGGGAGUUUUUGCGUGCCAUUGUGCAUUCAUCCCAAGCAAUAGGUUUGCAUUUCUGCAGUACUUUUUCCAUGCCGGAUGCCUUGGGAACGUUGCAAGUGGGAGUUCAACAUUUCGAUGGCAGUUUCAAAGCGGAAUGAGCAGUUCUUCCGCCGGGUAGUAUGGUCACAGCUGUUCCAGACGAGGAAUGAGGAAUGUCGUUUUUGGAUCGAAUUACUGCCAGAAUCAGUCUUAUUAGGCAUGCUUUGUCAGUCAUUCCUUGCGCAUCUAAGAAGAAUACUUUCCCAACCCCCAAUUGACAGUCCGCAUUAUUUGAUCGUAAAUGCUAUUCUGGUCCAGUGCUAGCCUAGGAAUGUUUGAUUGCAGAUACGACAGAAAAUCAACUGUGUUAUAGUUUUGCUCGGGCGGAUGGCGGUAACGUUCUAACAGGCCGCUGGCCGAGGCGGGUGGGAGGGGGUGAUGUAUACUCCAUUCAGUCAUCACUGUGGAACGUGUCAUAUGUAACACAGUUGACAAACCUCAAUGACUGGAAAGACCUUGAACCGGGCACAUUCACUAACAGCGUGCGAAGAAAGAAGCACUCGUCCCGAUGGGAAUGCACGGGAUACAGUCUGCCUAUCACAGCUCCUUUGAAUAUGUCCGGUUUUCCGCCGACUCGUUCUCCACGUUUGCGUCGCUCGAAAGAUUACCUACAUGCAUUCCAUGUGUAAUACGCAGGCACUUCCGAAUACAACAGUGUUUUCGCUAACGCGUCAUUUUGGCAUAAUGUGAAGAAAGCAGUUAUUGUUGUUGCCGGUGGAUCUAGGACUACUUUUGCACAUUUGCAGCGGUAAAGUAAGUGCGUUGCCUAUUCUCUAAAUGUGCUGCUAAGUGAACAACAGUUGGACGUCGUUCGUGUGCGCGAAAUGAAAGAAUUUGCCAUACGGUUUCGCUGCUACUGAUGUAUCGUCCAGCCCGAUACUGUGCAAUUUCAUCGACUUGCAUGUCCGCAUUCCUUUCUCCCCUUUCUGGGUUGAGGCCAAAAACGGCCAUUUCGCUGCCUUUAUUCACGUACUUUCAAAUGUAUCUAAGUGAUUUCACGGAGUUGCAGUAUUCCACAUUUAUGUGCGCUUUGUGUGCUUUCAAAAGCAAAGACGAAUAUGGAACAUCUCAGCGCUUAUCAACACCUAUGUCAUCGUCUAGCAUUUGUAUGUUCGCCAAUUUGCCGCCGUCUUCUGCUGAUCGUCUUCUGUAUAAGGGAUAUCCAUCAGCCCUGAAACUGUGUUUACAUACCAAUGCUUGAGGAUAUCGCUCAGAGUAUUUUCCCCCUUUAAUGCAGGGGGAAUUGGCAUGCAGUCUACCACAAGGUGUGAUAUCAUGCCUAUCCACCGGUGACUGCUGAGGAGUAAGAGCUGUUGAAUACCACUUCAAGCGGGAUUACAUGCUAAUCUAAUUGAUAGGUCCAAACGCCCGUACGGACAAACAUAAGCAUUAGCAUCUUGAGCGUACUCAUGCAUAUCGCGUGAACCGCCUGUAUAUGGGGGUGGCAAAGUCGCUAGUCUUCCAACGUUUAUUGUAUUACCGUUGUUUACAACGGCAUCGCCAAAUGAAUAUAUUGUUCAGAGCGAAGCGUGUUCUGAUUCAAGUGAAUAAAAAAACAGACGUUUUGUUUCGAUUUUUGCAUACAUAUCCAUGCCGUAGUGGUGAAACAAUUGACGGCAUUUCAAAAGGAAAUUGUAUGAAUUCUAUGGAAUCAUUAGUCGAUAUGAGUAAUAGUUCAUUGCGCUGCACUUCAUGUGCGUUUCCCCGUCGCCGACUGGAUUUAUCACCUUUACACUGAAGUGAUAUUCAUCGGAUACUGCAGGGCAUCGUAGCACCGAUGAGUUUCUGCAACUUUUGUCAAUUGAUCAUUUCUCCGAUGGAGGGCAAUACCUCUAUGUUGAAAUUGAUCCUCGACUAUAGCAAUCGCCACUUCGUCUUUAGUUGGAGCGCGGAGUCUUUGCUCAUGUUGUCCAGCAGGCGUUUUGUCAACCUAAAUGACAAUCUUGUGCGUAUCAGAUGGCAUCAUGGUAGUUGCGGUUUUGUAUAAACUCACUAAGGUGUUGUUUUCGUGGAGAUGCUCUUGCAGUUGCGAAACGAUGGAACCUUUAUGCCGGUAGAAAUUCCGCAGCCUUCAUUCCAUUCGUCGUAGUCAUCACCGAUGAAGUAAAUUUGUAGGAAUUUGUUCUGAUCCCUUGGGUGUCGAAGAAGGGAGCCGGUUAUAUGAUAAAUUUGUCCUUUCGCUUAGGAAGUUGGCAUGAAUAGACCCGUUAUGAUAUCUGCGCAGAACAACGUCAUUUGGAAGCAUGAGUUGUAGUCCCUGAUGUUACAAAGGAAGGGCUUUGAUUCGGCGGUCUUUCGGCAAGCAAAGUUUCUAAUGGCUCUGGCGUUUCUGAAAGUUCAAGUAGUUUACUUUUUCUGGUGGCGCAACACAUUCCUUUAGCCUCUCUGUUAAACAUCAGAGCAUUGCAAUAUGGACACUCUUCAGUCAUAGUGCGACUGUGAACAUUCCGGCUCAAGCAUUUGUCGUCAGCUGCGUUGUACCGGAAUGCAAAGCGAUUGUAGUCGCGUGAAUACUGAACAUGACUUCGUAUUUGGCACUGAUCUGCUGUCCCUCGCUAACGCCUUUCAGUCACUCUCAGCUUGUCCCGUUCAUUCUGUUGACAGCGAACCAGAAUGCGAUCUCCGUGUUUGCAGCCGGGCUUUGUCAAUUCGAGCUGCAAACACUCGGUUGCUUCCUCGGCAGGUGUUUGAGCCAUUCUUCGUCUGUUUUGAUCAUUCGCUAAUGCCCCGUUUUUCUGCAGUAUGAUUUGCAGUUACUCGUCGCACUGCUUCCGCUGCGCGAAAACAACGACCCAAGCAAAUCAAUUGCACUGGAGAAAGAAGAAAGAAAGCUAUAGCAACAAAGUCACAUAACUGCGAAACUUUGAGAAUUCCCAUUAAAAAAUUCAAAAGACACCUCAACCCAGAAUUCACCUCACUCACCCAAACCCCAGUUACAGAAUAAUUUCUGCUUGCCCGCAUUUUCCUUUUAAUCAUUUCGACAGCAUUAUAAACGUAUAGCCAUGUCAAUGUAUGACUGACAAAACUAGAGAGCUCGUCUGCGCGUGCCGCAACCAAGACCCACCCCCUAAACGCACUCACCAGGAUUACACACUCAGGGAAACCUCUUUGAAUCUCACAUGUCUCAGGCCGAACCAUUAAGAAGAAGCCAUCGGAGACUGACUCAGUUCAGCAGACAGACACUCAGUUUGCAAAUAAAACGGCUGAGCUCUAUGCGUGGUCUGAGUUGAAGCGUCAUUUGGCAACCUACCAGGCCACAACUUUUGAUUUACCACGUCAGUCUUGAACGUGUCGGAUUGGUUAUAUCAAUGGAUUUUUGCGCUGAGACAUUCGACCUCCCUCACUCUGCCCCACAUCGUGCCUUUAAACCAGCGAUGCUAAGAUAUCGAGGGUGGACUGACAAACUUGAGAUCACCUUGUCACCCUGUGCCACACAUGACCCGGCCCCCAUACAAACACCAUAUUUUUAUACAAGAGGAGUACACUGUUAAAAAUCCACAUGCAGCAGAGGAGCCACAUGGAGAAAGCAGUCGACGGGCAGGCUUCGCACUUACGUGAGAGGUACCGGUGGUGUGGGAUUUUGAGGUGUUUAUGCGGGUGCAUGGGUGGAUGGGAGAACGCAGGCUGAUAUCUGCGGUGAUUUACCCCCAGAUUUCUAUGAGUGAGCAUGUCACCAGUUCAUGACUAGGGUAAUGCGGUUAUUUGAGGCGACGGCAUCAGAUGUAGGUUGGUGCUCAGAGCACAGGUUGUCCUGGUAUCUGUGUACUGAAUUCGCAAAUGACUGACCAAGCCGAUGUACGAAGAGAACGCAUGGUGAGAUUGUGUCCAGGAAAGACUAGGAGAGGUGGAGUCAGUUGUCGUUUUGAUGCUGCUAUUUGUGGCUGCUCUGACUCUUGGAGAGUUGAGUAGGCUAUGGAAGGGAGGGUGGGUGGAUGUGCAAGGUGUGUUAGUUGUAUUGAGACCGCAGUCUGUUCCGAUGUUAUUGAAGUUCACGUGACCGAAUGGGCGUGGACAGUGUAGACAGCGAAGGCGGAUACGCACUGGUGCGUCGAUUACAGCAUGAUGGAUCCGCGAGUAACCAACCAGGCCGUUGUGAGAUAAAUGUACGAUCACAACUAAGACAGGUUGAGACCGAGCCCACGUCGCUGGAGGUAAUAAUAUGAAUAGUGAAGGUGGUGGAUGGUUAUACGAAUGGCCAUAUCGGAUCACAUGUGUGUCCACAACAGCGGAAUUGAUCGCAAUCUGACGGUCCUACUCUGAGCGCCAGUCGUAACGCUGGGCCUCUCGCCAAUAUCCACAAGUGCGCACCGGGCUGUCCGGCGUUCGUCCACUCUGCUUUCCAACUGGCCAAUCAAAUUCAAGGUCGAAUAAGACGUGUCCUGGUUUGAGAUGCUUUGACGCAUUCCCCGACUAACACUCCUUCAAGUCCCUUCUCCAGUUGUUUUGUGCUGAACUGUCGUCCAUGUUCUCUUUCCAUUCGGGAGCUGGUCAGAAGGUCUAGGUAGCCAGGGUCUCACUCACGGCCUAGGUUUCUGUAAUACCAAAUUUGACACACCUAACACACCUUGCUUAUCUACUAAAUGUCACAUCCCUAACCCUAUCGGCACCCCAUCCAUCAGCGUGCAGAUGUGUAACAGCAAAACAAAGGUAACCGACGUAACAGCUUCCAACUUAUUCUGCCUAUACUGUCACCACGCGUUCAGCCCAGGCGUCGGUCGUGUCGGUCACUUGCGAAUCCAUCGCAGAGACUGGCGAACUAGUACCUGGAACGCCAACACAAACCAGAUACCAGCGCCUCAACUUUCCGAAAUGCCCCUGCACAUUCAGCCAUCGCAUUCGCUGACGUGACCAAAUGCGCUUUCGAGAAUACCUGUGGUUAAUCGGCGUAGGCCUGAUCACCUCAUUACACAUUCCUCAUCAAUGCAUACACCACAUAAUCACAUCUCCAACAUUACACACCACUAGCACCUCUCACGUAAGUGGAAGGUGUGCUCUUCGGCUCCUUUCUUUACGCGUUUCCACUUCUGCAAAUAAAAUCUGAACGGAUUACCCACUUCUGUGUGAAAUCGGGGUGUAUGUAAGGAGAGCCAGGUCGCGUGUGCAGCACACGCAGAUGAGGUGUUCUCAGCUCUGUGAGUCACCUCCAUACUCUCAAUUAUACUCAGUUUGCCGACUCGAAAAUUCGACCGAUGCUGCGUAUAACGUGGAAUGAGUGGGGCAGACGCACUGCGUAUAAUUCCUCCCUAUAAAAAAUUACAUAAGCUUGGAACUAUCACGGCGCGCUAGAGGCCGUAUCUUGCAAGGCUGCCAGCUGACGCUCCAAGUCAGAACACACGGUCAGCACAGUCGCGUGUUUGUGAGUGAAGUGAAAAACUGAUGAACUGAAAGGUAAACCACAGUAGCUCCUUCUUAGUGUGGCAUUUAUGACACUGUCACUCGGUAGGAUCCAAGCCUCCCUUUUUUACUUAAUGCAAAAUCCAAGACAGCGUACACUGUGGCCCAGGCGAUGCGGUGACACCCCUAGAUAAGGGCCUUUGUCAUGCCAGCCACCCCCGCCAUCUCACGUCUUCGGCAUUCUUGACUCUUGCCUUGCUUAAUUUCUGACUCUGUAACGACACCAAGCCUAUAUGUAGGAAGAGGUGAGAGUGAAAUGAAUGCAGCGCAAAUGUGCCACAUUAUAAAAGAAGUCACGCUCAACUUACCAUCCCUUCUCUCAUUCUGCUGUAGGGCAUACUAUGAACAUCGUCAACGACGACGCUCGAACUCUCAGUUAAACGUUCAGGCAUGAUUUUUUUACUGAUAAGCCGAACGAAUCCCCAGCGAAUGUUCUGGUAGUCGUGGCUAUGUUGGGACCUGCCGUAUGUUGCUUGUUUAUUUCCAAGGCCCCAACAUUGGCUUGAAAACCACAUCCACAUGACCAUAAACAAAGUGACUCACCACCUGUUUUUAUGAUUUUGAACCCACACAAUUAAUAUUUAAGGUUCUCUCAACUGUCAAAUUUUGCAAGAGGUAACCGUCAAUGUCUGAAAUAUCUAAACAAUGUUGACCGGAUGGUACCUGAUCGUCGGUCCACUAGACUGUGUGUUACAUUAUGAAUAAUACAACCGACCAGAUCAAGGAGGAUGUGACAGGAGUCAGCAUCCAAGAGGUACUGGCUACAAGCGUAACAUACAAUUUAUGGUAAAAAAACAUUGCAUUCCGAGUAGUUAGAAUACUAGUAAUCAGAUAGUCCCUUUCACAUGAUCAGUCAACAUCCUGAUUAAAAUGUUUCCAACCAAGCACCACAUUCCAGCACGGAGUACUUCCCUGCUAGACUCUGCCGAGAAGGGCGCGUUAGAGAGAAUAUGGCAGGAUUGCACACGCAGAAUAUGCUAUCAACGUUUUGCAAAUACGUCAGCAUAACUGAACGGUCGUUUUGGCAAAUUGUCUUCAGGUCUGGUGAGCUGCGUAAAUUGGUUAAAGUAACAGCAUAAACAUAGGUGCGAUAAUUUAAUUUCCAGGAGAUGAAGUGUGUGAGGUUGUAAAAGCUGCGGGACAGAGUUAUUUAGGAAAGAUUGAGAGUCGAAGGAGGAGGAGCAGGUAACUGGAUGCGCUGGAUAAUUGAGAACAUAGUUGAUCACUAUUUGCUUUUCUAGCAAAUUUGGUGAAAAGUCAAUUUGGCAAACACGUGUUUUCGGUAACUCGACAUCAGGUCAAGACAGUCACAUAGUAGUUGAGAAUAUGCGAACUAGCAGGCUGUAUAAGUGAUUCUGGGCUAUUCACACCUAUCGUUCCCAGGCGACUCAUCGUUCCCACGCCACUCGCACGGCGAGGCGCGAUAUGGCGUGGUUGGCGUGUUGUGGUCAUUGGGUCAAGGGGGCGAGGUAGAGGGGAAAAUAGCCUGCGAGUAAUGUUUGUACGUCAGGUACGUUGUGCACACACCACUGCCAUCAGGUUGGGGCGACGUUGGGGUCAGCGUUGGCCACGGAAGACAGAGCGCCUGUGUCAGAGUCGUCUGACAGCAUAGCACUGGAUUGGCUAGCCGUAUAGCCACUGCCUCGGCUGUAGCUAGCACCCGUUGGCGUAGGCCUCCGGAGAAGCUUGCUGGUGUCCGGUAGACAACCUGAUCGGCUUCUUUGGCAUCGACUCGGUGAUUCUUAUCGACAAGAUGUGCGGGAAUAGAACUCGAGAUCGAUUUCUUUUCACCUCUGUCUAGCCAGGCCGGUAUGUGUUCACGUACUCUCUUUUCCAGGCGCCUCGUUGUAUGGCCAAUGUAUCCCGCCCCACAGGAGCAAGUGAAUGAGUAAAUACACAUCGAUGUGGCCUGCAACGGGAGUCGGCCGUUAUCUCUCAAGCGUAGGAGAGGAGUGUUCAUGAAACAUACGCGUAAGUUCGCCGCGGGGAAAGCGCUAGUGAUCGCGGUCUUCAAACGUCUUUUUACUAGGUAACUUGCUGCGUCCCCUUGAAAAGGCAGUCUUAUAAAUAAUUCUUUCUUUUCUGACGUUGCUAUGGUGGGAUUUGCAGUGCGCUCCCCCAUAUUUCGGAGGAUUAAUCUUCCUAGACAUCCGUUUUCGUGGAGUAUAUCCUGCGGCUGCUGGAAUUCUGCCUUAACAGUCACAGGAGGGCAGAUACGUCGCACUCUAGUUGCCAAUUCCUGGAUCAAAUUGCGUUUAAUAUUUAGGGAACAAAACUGUGAAAAUUGAUGUAUUGUCUCGUCCAGGUUUUCUUUCCGAACACCCUACGUUGGAUAGGCACAUCCUCUUGUCUGCGCAGAAGAACAUCGAGGGACGCGAUUUCGUUGUCUGCCUUAAACUCUGUAGAGAACUUUAUGAGGGGUGUGCAUUGUCGAAUUUUUGAACCAGGGCGUCUGUUUCGGUGGUAACAUCCUUCAGGCGGAAAAUAUCGUUCUCGUACCGAUCGCAAAAAUUUAAGGUCAUUAAUAGUGUCUUGUAAGCUUGUCAUUUCGACUUUGCCCAUGAAGACUUUUGCGUGGAACGGGCCGAGCGGUGAGCCCAUUAUUACGCCGUCUAUUUGCCUGUACACUUGACCAUUGCAGAGAAACUGGACGUUUUGCGUGCACUGUGGCAGUAGUUCUUUUUGCGUCCCCAACGGCAUGCCUAACAGGUAGUUCGUUUCGCGGGUAACGUCACAAACGUAGUUUAUUGUUUUGGCUACGGGUACAUUAGUAAACAGUGAUGCUACGUCUAUCGAUAGCACCAUCCGUCCGUCAACGAUAAUAUCCUUGAUCGUCUCGACAAACUCGAUGGAGUCCUUUAAACUUAGAGGGUACAGAUGACUUUGCAGCGGUUUAAGCUUUGGACACACAGGACGACGCAUGAGGGUUAGAAAUUGAUGUUGCAUUGUAAUACCCAGUGCAAUAGCGUGCGAGUUGGUUACGUUUAUGCCAAAUAUCAGUUCAAUAAACAUGGAAGCAUCACAAACGAUAGCGACAUAAAUAACUAGGAUGAAAAAAACAAUAAGUAAAUAAUAAUAAAAAUGAGGUCUUAUACCAUACGCAUGACGGUCUAGUUGCGGCAAGAGAGACAAAAAUGAAGUGACAAGUGAAGGACACCGCGCGACUGAAGGCUGGAAGCCGGAUGAACUACAUAAAUAGAACUGUUUGCAUGAAACAUACUCCAGACGGAAAGCGAAGCUUGAGCGAAACUAAUGUAAUCCAUAUGGUUUAUUUUUAAGCUAUUUGCUAGCAGCGAUAAGCUCUCCAUCGCAUGGAAACCGACAAAAUUCGCACUAACCCGAGCGACGAUUCAAGACCCAGGUCUGCAGCCAUCGGUGAUCAUCUAUUAUAAGUCAGCGUGCGACCGCCUUCGGGGACGUAGAUCGAGUCACAAACCAGCACGGGACGCGCACGCCUUGUAACCCGAUCGGCGAACGCGCUUCCAACAUAAAUUAUAUGCCGCAAGAUGUUGAUAAAAGUUGUCAAAUCGGAGCUGACUUCGUUUCCCGGACGAAUGCAUUUAUUUAGUGCCACUGUGUGAUUGAUCACCAGUUUGCACGGUAAGUGUUUCACAUUAACAUGUAUCGGCCUGACGAUGAAUUAAGGUUUUGCGUUCGCCAUCUGUCAAAAGUAGACGAACUAAUGUUAGCUUAGUUGAUUCCAGUUAAAAUCCCCAAAGACACAUUCAAUUAAGUAAGGAUGCCAAGCGCCUAAAACGUCAUACACAAUUUAUUGUCUUCAGGCCCAUACCAGUUCGCUGAAAAGUCUGAACAACCAACAUAGCUCAAAAUCUGAGGAGGAUGAAUUGCUCACCGGAUCGGGGGACUUUUCUGGCUGACGUUUCGAUUAGCUGGGGCUGCUCUCCAUUGUCAAAGCGUCAAGUGAAAAAAUCGAUCAGCAUUUUUGAAUAGACUGCCACAUUAGUUGGCCCUGGGCUGAUCGAUUUUUUCUUCCUUCUCUGCCUCGGCCGUCGCCUGUGAAUGUUGGUGGCCUCCUGUAAUACGUGUCGUCACCCCAAUUGGGGUUGGUUGCGUUUGCUUUCCCCUUUUGGGUGAAGUGGUCGACAGGCCGUGUUUGCUCGGCAGGGGCACCUCAAGGACUGAGCGUCUCACUCUUGAGGCUUGGUACUCAGAUGCCAACUCCAUCAAUAGGCAUCUAGACCUUCCUUCGGCCUAUAAAGUCCUACGUCACUUCAUACACCGUGACGAAGACAAGACAAUCACACGGAGCCUAAGAAUGCCGAGCAAACACGGCCUGUCGACCACUUCACCCAAAAGGGGAAAGCAAACGCAACCAACCCCAAUUGAGGUGAAGACACGUAUUACAGGAGGCCACCAACAUUCACAGGCGACGGCCGAGGCAGAGAAGGAAGAAAAAAAUCGAUCAGCCCAGGGCCAACUAAUGUGGCAGUCUAUUCAAAAAUGCUGAUCGAUUUGUUCACUUGACGCUUUGGCAAUGGAGAGCAGCCCCAGCUCUUCGAAACGUCAGCCAGAAAAGUCCCACGAUCCGGUGAGCAAUUCAUUCUCCUCAGAUUACCGACCCGGAUCUCUUAAUUUUGCUAACCAUAGCUCAAAAUCUGUUCAUGUAAGAGACAAAGUCGCCAAGCAUUUGCAGUCUUCUGGACUGAGCGCCAACUUACGACCUUUGUGCAAAUGCUCCCAAAUUCGAAAAUAGGCUUUCAGAUGUCAACACGCUGACAAUCUGUUUUAAUUUCUGCAGAGGUAACCUUUCGAGGUGGGGAGCUACAUACACAGUGUUCGCAUACAAGAGUGUGUCUAAAGUACAAGGAUCGUACGAAUACCGUUUAAACCUUGGGAGAGGAGGGUCGUCAUGCCUUAUGCGCGAGUCGGUUUUCAUAUGCACUCGUUACUACACGUAAACAAGAAGUGUCCCAAUAAGUAAAUCUCUUCAGGAGCAUAUCACUCAAGAUAAAUCACAGACGAGAGUCUGUUUGUGGUACACGCAUGGGAAUGUUGACACUUGUGAAAAGUAUGUGAGAAAGCCGGUGAGGUCUGGCUGCCACCGCUACUGGAAGUCCUAUGCAUGAGAAUUAUCACAUGUCCUUAAGGUAUGUCUAAGUCCAUAACAGUAUGCCUGCGCGCUUCGCAGCCGAAAGUUUCGGAUGCGGUUCGUUGGUAUAGUAACUGCAGCGUCUACUGGCUAAUAUCUUAUAGAAUGGGAUACUGGGUCUAAAAGGCUGCAAGACAUAAUGGUUGCAUUGUUCCAUAUGGCAAUUGGCCAAAUAAGAGUCACAUAUUUGAUUUAUAACACUAAUUUGAUGAAUAUUCGGGACAUGAGCCAGAAGAAAACACUAUCAAGGCCUUACAAAUGAAUUUAAUUCUAGCCCAAUUCCUAGCCCAAUCUCACCUGGUUUAUAAGGAGAGUUUACAUCAAUCAGUCAACCACCAUCACUUCUAAAAUCCCAAGUUAGGACGAUCAGGAAUAUUAGGUCUAACGAAGUUGUUAAGAAAAAAACGCGCACUGUCGGCUUCUGCUCAUAGAGGAAUAGCCGAGAGUUUUGGAGGUCGUUUGCCCUGACGAUUCCUUCAUCAAUCGACAAGCCAACAUGAACGCCAUGUACACAAAUCUCAAAGAAAAUAGAAAAGGUGAUAGUUAUUCAAAAUGAGAUUCUUACCAACAACAUCGACCCAUUGGCAGCACUGACAAAACAACGUCGAUUUUUCAGAAAUGUUUAAAAUUUGACUGGGAGCCCGAAGACUGACAUUGGAGAGCAGAGAUCACGAAUUGUCGCUAAGGCAGCACAAACAAACAGACCAAAGUUUGCCUUCUCCCAGACACAGUUAUUACUCAGGUGGAACAAUCCUGCCCUGAAACACCCUCAGGUACUCUAUCUGCUGAUGCGUUCGAGUGCACAUUCGAAACACCAGACGACGGCAUCCUCUCCGUAGCAGCGUCUGCAACCACUUAGGUUUUGAUCAAUAAGUUCGACUUUUGGGACCCCAUGGACCGCCUGACCAUAAAAACGGCGCCGUGUGAGUUCGCUCAAAAAAGCCUCAUGGAAUUUGAAAAGGAUAAACUGAACGGCCUUCUUUAAUCUUAAUUAGCUUUUGAAUGGACGCGUACGACCGCUGCCGAAAUCGAAAAUCAUGGAGUAUUCGAAAACCUGAGUGCUAACGCCGAAGAAAUCCAAUCGCCAAAAAUCAACCAGAAAGGCUCCAAAGAGGACUGACGACUUCGAACAAGGCAAUGCUUCCUUCAAAUGCUUUUCCCACGAUAUACCGAAAAAUGUAGUGGCAUGGCGUAAUUACCGAUGGAAAACUCGAAUAUUCCCCACCGGUAACUUUCGAUGUACUUGGCCAAUAAACUCGCCUGCGUGCGUGUAUUCAGCAACAAAGUUGGGUCCAAUUAUCUUAACAGCUCCUCUGCCCCAUUUUAAAUACAAGUAGAGGCUGCAUUUAAAAACCGUUCUCAUUGGUACUUACACACUUAUGUUUAUUUGUGGGGCAGGGUAAAGUAAUCGUCUUGAAAUUGAAUGUUCUACCACAGUCCCAUCCCACACGCCUGACAAUGGCCGGCGUGUAGAUAAGAGUUAAUUAUUUGGCGCAAUAUAUUUGCAGAUGCAUAAAUACUUCAAAAAACACGUGAGCAAACGCCACAGUUUAAUCCAAGUUUCCGAAAUUUCUGAAAACAAAGACUAGGCGAGCGAAUUUUGAUAGAGCAAGUCCCAUUAACUGCUAACUGGAAUAGUCCAGAUGCAAAUAUUUUAAUGCAGCUACACGUGCCAGUUUGUCUGUCUGCAAUCUCAUAUGCCUCGUCAAUAGCCAAAUUACCGCGCGCGUUUCGAAUUUGAUUUCAAAUGUUCGCUCUCCGAGGAAUUUAGUUACUUCGAGAUUUGGACUUACUGUACGCUCUUAGAGCUUGCCGGAAUUUAGACUUGAAUUCGACUCAUCGAUAUCUUCCUCCCAACUAGUCUCCUGCAGCACAUUCCCAGAACUCCGAUUUCGGCGUUCCUCGUUUCUCAUACUUGCUAGCCCAGAAAGUCUGAUUAUCCGAAGAACAAUUUAUUCAAAGUUUCUACAAAGGCUGAGACGCUUUUCUACUAUUAGACAUUGUUUCAUCAUCGCCUCGAAGUAUUUGUCUAAAUUUUUGCUCUCGGAAGCUUCUCGACCAUACCUUCCCAUUCAGCUAAUGAAGUUACUAUCUACCGAAAGAUCGUCAUAAAGGCCUUUCCUUCAUACUUAAGUCUACGCUCUUUGUGUAUAUAGAAAAGUUAUCCAGAAUGUUGGAGUCUGCACUAGUGUUCCAAAGUAACGCGCACUUGUGAUUUGAACCGGGGACCUCAAGACUUAGGGCUCGCUCCGCUAACCCCUACACCACCGACGCACGGCUGGACAGCUCAGUUAAAAGCUUUAUUAAUUCCUCACCGCAGGAUCUGGUAGGAUAUUCAUGUAAUGGUUGUCAAACGAUAGCCUACAAGAUGCAUCAACUAGAGGAAGAAGUAAGAAAUCUGAAGGAACUUAUACACAAGACUGUUCCUUCAGAGGACCGCCCGGUGUUAUCUACGCAGAGGCUAACUCGGAGUAGAGCGAGAGCCAUCCAGCGUAAGGAAUCCCCAGAAAGCAAUUAUGGGGUGAAUAAGACAACUACUAUUAGUAAUCAAGUCGUGGCUUCCGAUGAAAUAAAGAAUAAGAGGAAGAAGACGACACUUAACACCACAGGGAAAAGUCGCCAGAAUACGAAAGAGAGUAUACUAGCCUUACCCGAAAAGCGGUUGGAAAAUGAAACGAAUGUAAAUGUGCCAACGGAAGAAGUGGAAGUAAUGGGGCAGAUGACGCCCAAUGUUAAUAAUUCCCAAACAGUGUUCUCAUUUCCGGAGCCUAACUUAGAGGGAUUAUCAGUUAGCGCAAAGACAUAUGGCUAUGGACCCAGGGUAGAAUUAGCUGCCACCGCGAAUUCCCAUGUCAACAGAGUCAAGAACCGAGCUGAGGAAGCCUCUAGUUCAUGGGGGUCAAGCUCUCCACAGAGCCCUCUGAUGGGAGGUAUUUUUGAUAGAUCCCAGUGUGCAACUAGUCACGAUGCCUUAACAGGAUCCGCGGACGAACUUCACGGGGACAUAAAUACCAAUAUGGCAGCCCCUUCCCCUUCUCCAGUCCACUUCGACGAGGCAAUAAGGCCAGCCAACGACGUCCAAAUCGCAGAAAACAGAGGAAUGCUUAACAAGGACCACUGUGUCAUAAUUCAGGGCCUCGCAGAGUCCUCCGCCAGUUCUCCCAGGGAACGAAUCGCUGCUGACUUAGAGCAAUUCCAGAAACUCCUCAAUGAAAUGCUGCAACCAACAGAAGAUGUCACAGUCCUAAAGGCGUUUCGUCUUGGUAGCCGUACAAAGGCCGCUCCGAAGACGCGACCGCGACCCCUAAAAAUCGUCCUUGGUAGCAAUGAGCAGGCGAAACUAAUACUUUCCAGGCGUUUUCGAUUGAAGCAUUCCCAUAAAGAAGUGUUUUUUUCAGCCGGACUACUCGCCUACCGAGAGAAUGAAACGCCGAGAACUUGUCCUAGAAUUGAAAACACGGCAAACCAACGGAGAGAAAAACUUGACAAUCUACAAAGACCGGAUUGUCAAACGACAUUCCGCUCCCCUCUGGAUCAAGCCGAUCCGAAUGACUGCACAGCUACCCCAGUAGCCCGUGUCGGGUUUGAAAACAAAUCUCACAUGAACUCGAAACUCAUAUUCAUGUAUACCAACGCGCAAAGUGUACUUUCUAAACUGGACGAACUCCGUAUCCAUACCUACGACCUCCAUCCAGAUGUUAUCUCAAUAACAGAAACAUGGUUGUCCGAACAGGUUGAUGAUAGAGAGCUCAUGCUCCUGGAUUUCAACUGUUCCGCCGAGACAGAGAAAACAGAAGGGGUGGAGGCAUAAUAACAUUUUUUAAGAACGGCUUGCACGUUUCAGAAAAAACUGUCCAACUGACUUGUAGUACCGAAGCAUUAUGGCUGACCAUAAGGGCACCGGGCUCUCAAAGUCUCGAUAUCUUGACAGUAUAUCGCCCCCCGAGAAAUGACCCUGACGCUGAUGCCCAACUGCUGCAGGAGCUCAGAUUAUUUUCAACGCGGCCGACCACUCUCAUCGUUGGAGAUUUUACUGCACCUCACAUCGACUGGAGCUCGGCCUCAGCCGACUGCUCUGAAGCAGCAUUUGACCAGCAGCUACUGCGUACCUCCGACAACCUGCUUCUCACACAACACGUAAUGUUUCCAACUAGAGUUCGAGACGGCCAACAGAUGAACUGCCUCGAUCUUGUGUUCACCAAGUCGUCUGACAACGUCGACGUUGUGAAUUGCCUCCCCCCGUUGGGUCAGAGUGACCAUGUAGUUCUUAUGUGGGAAUACACGUUAUUUUCCCUUUCUACACAACCGCUCUAUUCCCGACCUAAUAUUUGGCGCGGCGAUUUCGAAAAGAUGAAAAAGGAUCUUAGUCCUAUCGACUGGGCAUCCACUCUCUCCGGCAAUGUCGAAGAGGCUUGGUGUCAGUUCAAAGAGUUAGUCCACAACCUCAUCUCCAACCACUGUCCAAUCAUGCGCAAAAGACUAACAAAUAGACCUCGCUGGUUGACUCCGUCAUUAAAGAAGGAAGUUAACAAGAAGAGGAAGCUAUGGAAAAGAUCGCUGACGGAUCGCACGCCAGAAUCCCUAAGCAGUUAUAAGUUACAGAGAAAUCGGGUCAAAAUUCUCAUCGCCAGAGAUAGGAAAGCUUUUGAAAAGAAUCUUUUGAACCGUGCCAUGAUUAAUCCAAAAAUCCUUUACAGCUACAUAAGACAGAGCACACGGAACAAAGAUCCUGUCCCACUGCUGCGAACGGCUGAGGGUGUGGAAAUCUCCGAUAACAAGGAUAAGGCUAAACAUCUCUCUCAGGUCUUCCGGUCAGUCGUGGCAAGUGAACCUGCUUUUUCCUCACCCGCUUAUGAAGACGAUGAAACGCCUACCCUCGAAGCCGUCUUCUUCACCGAAACAAUUGUUCGGAAUGAGUUACUAAACCCAAAAGAAUCGACCUCCCCAGGCCCUGAUGCAAUCCCGGCCAAGCUGCUGAAGGAACUAGCUUCCGCUUUUCAAGGGCGGAAGUCGUGCGUCUGCGAAUAA